AAAAGUUAAAACAAUUACAUUUUUAUAAAAUAAAACAAAAUAAGACAAGGCCUCUCUAUCUGUUCUGUUCUUCUCUCUCGUACAGAGGGAGAAAGGCGACUCUGUGUUGUGUUGUGUUGUGUUGCGUGAGAGAGGAAGAACCUUCUGCGUAACUUUCCAUUAAUAACAUAUUGAAAACAAACAAAAGAGAAGAAGAAGAUGAAGCCUUCGGAGGUUUCUUGAGGAUAUUAAAAUUGUUUAAUUUUUUGAUCCUUUUGAUCUCUAUCGAGUUUGACACUCGUCUCUUCACGCAAUCGCGUUCGUUUCUUCGCAUCGCGUCUGCUUUUUGCGUCUAGGGUUUGCUUAAAGUUCGUUCCUUUUGAUAAAAAAAUGUUCGUUCUGGGUACUUUGGAAAGUAUAUAUUAGUACUAGAUUUGGCUUAAAGUUGGAGACUUUGAGGAUAUUUCGUGGUGGGUUUCUUGGAAAGUACAGUCGUUUGUGUUCUUUGAUGAAUCUGUGUUUUGGUCAAGGGUCGAAGAUAUAGAAAGCCUUAGUCUUUAAUUUGAAUUGGUUUGGCUCCCAUCUUCUGUUCUUCCUUAAUUUGGUGGCUACGAUGAGCGGAAGCUUCACUGAUGAAGGCAGGCUUAUCCUCUGCGUGGCUGAGAACGGCCACUCAUUUGCAUUUGAAUGCAACGAGACAACUUCAGUUGAAUCCGUGAUGCGUUUCGUUGAGUCUGUCUCCUGUAUUAGCCUCUCCGACCAGCUUCUCCUCUCGCUGGACAUGAAGCUUGAGCCACAGAAGCUGCUUUCAUCCUUCGGGCUUCCGGCAAGUGAUAGAGAAGUCUUUGUUUUCAACAAAGCUAUGCUGCAAAGCAACUCUCAUCCGCCAUCACCGGAAGAUGUGGAUUUACAGGAGAUAGUUGAUGAUGCUUUACCACCUGCGGCUUCAUUGCACGAGCAUCACCCCUUGGAUGAUGCGUCAGAUCCAGCUUUAAAGGCCUUACCUUCGUACGAGAGGCAGUUCAGAUACCAUUUCCUUAGAGGCCGCGCCAUCUACGAUUGCACGGUCCUGAAGCAUGAGAACUGCGAGAGGUUUGCUAGAGAGCAGAAGGUGCAGCAGCGCGCGGUUGAAGUUGCUACGAGGAACUUGGAGCAGUACUACAGGGUGAUAUACCAGAACUUUCUCGAGUUCAUGAAGCUUUACAAGCAUCAGCACCGUCUCCAUUCCGAUCUGCUGAUGAAUUUCGGAAGGGAUGUUGAGAAGCUGAGGUCGGUUAAGGUUCACCCUUACCUUCAAACUGAUUCGAGGAAAUGCUUGCUGGACUUUGUCAAGGAAAAUAAGUUAUCACUGGCUGCGGAGAGUUGUGGGAGCUCUCACAGGCAGUUUGAGAAUAAGAUUGCGCAGUUCCAGCAGAUGUUUGUGGAGGUCAAGCGCAAGGUGGAGGAGUUGUUUGCUUGCAGGGCUUCCUUGUCGAUGGAGGAGAACUUGGAAGUGAUUGUUAAGGAGCAUGAACACUUCAUUAAUGAGCAAAAUAGCAUAAUGCAAUCUCUCAGCAAAGAUGUCAAUACGGUUAAGAAGCUUGUGGAUGAUUGCAUGUCAAGCCAAUUUUCCUCAUCUCUCCGACCUCAUGAUGCCGUUUCAGCCCUGGGACCUAUGUACGAAGUGCACGACAGGAAUCACCUUCCCCAGAUGCAGGCUUGCUAUGACUCCAUCUCAGAACUCCUAGAAUUUUGCAAAAACAAGAAGAAUGAGAUGAACAGCUUCGUACACAGUUACAUGCAAAAGAUAACAUUCGUCACAUACAUCAUCAAAGACGCUAAGUUACAGUUUCCCGUUUUUAGAGAGGCGAUGGUGCGUCAAGACGACUUAUUCGCAGACCUGAAGUUAGUCCGCGGUGUUGGCCCCGCUUACAGGGCCUGCCUCGCGGAGGCUGUGAGGAGAAAAGCCUCUAUGAAGCUUUACAUGGGCAUGGCUGGGCAGUUGGCGGAGAAGCUUGCUAUGAAGAGGGAGGCAGAGGUCAGGAGACGUGAGGAGUUUCUUAAGACGCAUGGUCACUUUGUACCUCGUGAUGUGUUGGCUUCUAUGGGUUUAUAUGAUACUCCCACUCAGUGUGAUGUCAAUGUCUCUCCUUAUGAUACUAGUUUGAUCAAUAUUGAAAUGGCAGAUGUUGAUAGAUAUGCUCCUGCGUAUCUAGUUGGGUUACAGCCAAAGAUUGCAUCCUCAAGUAGUUCUGCUGAGGCUGAGGAGAUAGGUGUAGACACUAACAAAGAUAGUUUUGAUGAUAUCCUAGAGGUCUCAGAGUUAGUGGAGAUAGCUGGAACAAGCAAGAUGGAAGUUGAGAACGCGAAACUAAAAGCUGAGCUUGCUUCUGCCAUCUCUCGGAUUUGUUCAUUAGGUCCCCAAGUUGAAUACGAGGAGAUAGAUGAAAGUAACGUUGAAACUUUGUUGAAAAACGCAGCACAGAAAACAGAAGAGGCGCUGCAGGCCAAAGAUGAGUAUGUGAAACAUCUCCUAUCUAUGCUGAAGGAGAAACAAAGGCAUUAUGAUUCAUAUGAGAAGCGCAUACGUGAACUGGAACAACGUCUCAACGAUGAGUAUUCACAGGGACAGAGAGGUGUUAAUAAGAAGGAUGUCUCUGGUGGCUUAAACCCUAUGGAUGAGGUCUCAUGUGUUUCAAACCAUUCUAGCAAGCAGCCAUGUAAAGGCCGGGAAGGUAUGGAUGAGGAUAUGGUGGAUUCCUCCUCUCUGGUGCUAAGCCAUCCUCUUGAUUCAUCGAUGCUGGAAAGCCAGCAAAACAAUGAGCAAGGUGGGAAGGAUAAUGUGGUGGGAGGGAUGGGUGUGUUUCUAAGUAACAGUUCAACAGCCGAGAGCCCAACUAAAUCUUUAGAUACCAAACACAGUGAUGAUAUUAUUUUGGAGCUUAGAAAUGAGCUGAUGGAGAAGUCCAGUAAACUGAAUGAGACUGAGUCCAAGCUAAAUGGUGCUAUGGAAGAGGUAGCGAGUCUGAGCAGAGAGUUGGAAAUGAAUCAGAAGCUUCUCGAAGAAUCCCAGAUGAACUGUGCGCAUUUGGAGAACUGCUUGCAUGAAGCAAGAGAAGAGGCUCAGACACAUCUUUGUGCUGCUGAUCGUAGAGCGUCUGAGUAUAAUGCACUCCGUGUCUCAUCUGUGAAGAUACGAGGUCUCUUUGAAAGAUUCCGGAGCUCUGUCUGUACUGGGGGUGGGGUUGCUGGUUUUGCCGAGUCUUUGCGUAAUUUGGCUCAAGCUUUAGACAACUCCAUUAAUGACGGUGAAGAUGAUGGUACUGUUGAGUUCCGGAAAUGCAUCCGAGUCCUCGCAGACAAAGUUAGCUUCAUCUCUAAACACCGGGAGGAGUUACUUGAAAAGUGCCGGAAUCUUGAUGCUACAAUUGAACAGACAAGAAAGGAGUUGGUGGAGAAGAAAGAGCUGGUGAAGACAUUGUACACUAAGCACCAACUUGGCAAGCAGGCAAAUAAAGAAAAGAUAUCAUUCGGUCGUCUUGAAGUCCACGAGAUAGCAGCAUUUGUGCUAAAUCAAGCAGGACAUUACGAGGCGAUCAACAGGAACUGCCCAAACUACUACUUAUCCAGUGAAUCCGAGGCAUUGUUCACAGAUCACCUCCCAAACCGGCCUACAUACAUUGUUGGACAGAUUGUCCACAUCGAGCGUCAAGCAGUGAAGCAGCCAAAUUUGGCAUCAAGUUCAAUGUCAACAUCAUCUUCAGGAACAACAACAAACCCUUAUGGUCUUUCUUCAGGAUGUGAAUACUUCAUAGUGACAAUAGCAAUGCUGCCUGACACCUCUAUUCAUCAACAAGCUUCCUGAUCCUUUUGCUUGUUCGAAAGGCAGAUAGAUGUGAUGGAAGAAACCCCCUCUCCCUCCCAUAAAAGAUAGAAAGAAAUGUAAAUAGUUCUUAUUCAAAUGACAAUCAAUAACCGGACAGCCCUUGUUUGAUUUGUGGGUGUUGGGUUUCAUUUCUCCCUUUUUAACUAUUUUAUUUCAUCUCUC
This is a messenger RNA of Brassica napus (rape), 4006 nucleotides long. RefSeq names its product autophagy-related protein 11-like. Gene Ontology annotation, cellular component: Atg1/ULK1 kinase complex; extrinsic component of membrane; phagophore assembly site membrane. The transcript is spliced from 5 exons. Bases 593 to 3823 code for a protein of 1076 amino acids. Gene Ontology annotation, biological process: autophagy of mitochondrion; reticulophagy; autophagy of peroxisome. Lineage: Eukaryota; Viridiplantae; Streptophyta; Magnoliopsida; Brassicales; Brassicaceae. Gene Ontology annotation, molecular function: protein kinase binding; molecular adaptor activity. The record is from RefSeq and is a predicted model, not a curated record.